GUUCUGUAUAGUUUCUUUGUAGUUCAGCGAAAGAUGAAGCUCUAUGCCUUCAUCCUUGCAAUUCUGGCUGCUGUUGUUUGAACAGGAACUCAAGUUCAGUGAAAGAUGAGGGUCUGUGUCUACAUCCUUGCAAUUCUGGCUGCUGUGCCCUACACAAGAGCUCAAGUCAAACAUGUGGACAUGAACAUAUAUGGGUGUUCUGACACAGUACCAGGACAGGACUCCUUUGCACUUGACGGGGAGGGAACAGGACAUUCUGACUUCGCUCUGAAACAGUUUGUGAUGACACUGCCUGAAUUUGCAGAUCCUUUCACCUAUGGAGAUGAUGCUUUUUAUACAGCUGUUCAACGUCAGUUCAACUGUCUAGACCUAGUAAGAGAAGAAAUUAAGGGUAACAACCAUUCAAAAGAAGUUUUAGAACCACCUGUGAGCUCCAUCUACACCAGGAAGUACGUGAAAUUGGGUGUGGAUAACCAACUUAUAUGUCACGUGACUGGAUUCUUUCCCCCUUUGCUCAGAUUAAGGUGGGCAAAGAACGAUGUGUAUGUGUCAAAGGGCGUGACUCUUGGUCAGUUUCAACCCAACAAUAAUGGCACCUUUACCCUGUUCUCCUCACUGAACUUCACUCCAAAGCCUGGGGACUACUACACCUGCACAGUGGACCAUGCGACACUGAAGCAACCACUAAUCAAAGAGUGGAGUGCAGAUAAAUGGAUAACUCCCCGUAGUAUUUUUCCAAUCGUGCUGUGUGCAGUAGGGGCAGCAGUUGGGCUACUGGGAAUUGCUAUCGGAAUAUUGUUCUUCAUCAAAGGCAGCCAGUGCAACUGACAGUGCAGGUUUGUAUUUCCCGACUUCCUUUCUACUGCCCAGUCCCAUCUUCUGGCAAGUGUCAUGAAGUAGUGUUUGAGCGACCAUGGCCCACUGCUGUUGGGAGAACUAAACAAAAACAACUUUCUUAAAAUUUCCCCAGCUGUGUAUGAGUACUCUAAUACAUUCAAUACCUCAUAUUUUUGCAGAAUAAAUUAAGAGUGUUAAUUUAUUUUUGCUAUAUAAAUACAAUUAUUCUGAAAAUUGUAAAUGCCUUGGUUUUAGCUAGCAGAAAUGUGGGAGGUUUUGUGGAAAUUCAAACUUUUUGGUCAGCUUUAAAAUGAUUAAUAAGGUGAUUCCUGUCAGUAAAUAUUUAGCAUUUUAAUCAUCAACUGUAAUUCUUAUAAAUGACAUUUUAUAAUAUGGUAAGAAUCCUUGGUUAAUGACAAGAAUGAAAUGACAAUGAGUAAGCUGAAAGACGAAAUGCAAUAUCAUCAUUUUAGCCAUGGAGUACGGUGCUUGUGUAAACCAUUAUCUUCUAUAAUGUGGUUACAAAACUUUAGGAGGCUGUGUGGUGAACAGACCUGA
Chanos chanos (milkfish) is the source of this 1395-nucleotide messenger RNA. Its product is annotated as RLA class II histocompatibility antigen, DP alpha-1 chain. Lineage: Eukaryota; Metazoa; Chordata; Actinopteri; Gonorynchiformes; Chanidae. The record is from RefSeq and is a predicted model, not a curated record. Gene Ontology annotation, cellular component: MHC class II protein complex; membrane. The coding region runs from base 106 to 828 and encodes 240 amino acids. Gene Ontology annotation, biological process: immune response; antigen processing and presentation. The transcript has 6 exons.